UCAUAUUCAAAUAGUAUUAUUUUUGCCGAUUACGGCAUUUUUUUGGGAAACAUUGCAACGUGUGGCACACGCGGCCAUACAAAAAUACUCAACUAAUGAACGAUUAGUUAACGUAGCGGUCGAUUGUGUGGAUAAAACAGUGAAAACAAUGUUGGAAAUGGAGGGCCCAAACAAACCUAUCGAUCCAUUAAAUUACAUAUAUCUUACGUUUCUUAAUAUUUUGGCAAAUAGUAGUUUCGGACAAAACUAUAAUAUUGAUGACCCGGAGUUUAAACAAUUAAAAUAUGUGUUAAAAGAUUUAAACGAAGAAUUUGGUCCACGAAUGUUGUURUGGGARUUCUCACCAAUUGUUCGAUGGAUUGAUAGGAAAAAUGUGACAAAAUGUGAUCAAUUAUUUGAUGAUUUUUAUAAUCUAUUGCUUGAGAAAUAUAGAUCACAUUAUAAAGAUUACGAUUCAAAUAUUGAAAGAGACUUUUGUGAUGCACUCAUAACUGGUAAAAAUGAUGCGCUUCGGGAGGAAAAGAGUCGACACCCUUUCUGACCGAUGAAAAUCUAGCGAUGGCUUUAUUGGAUCUUUUUAUUGGCGGAACCGAUACUUCGCAAAACACAUUUCAAUGGCUWCUUCUGUUAUUAUCCUAUUAUCCAUCGAUGCAAAAACAGUUACGACAAGAAAUAGAGUCAAUAAUUGGUGACCGAAUGCCAACACAUGAGGACAGACAACGAUGUCAUUAUGUGAUGGCAUUUAUUGCCGAAACUUUGAGAUUCAGAAAUGUCGCGCCGAGCGGUGUCUAUCAUAAAGCAAUUGUCACGAGUAAAAUAGGAGACUAUAUAAUACCAGAAGGUAUGUCUGUAUAUGCAUAUCARGGAUUUAUUUUACGAGACAACAAAUAUUGGGAAAAUAGUGAGAAUUUCAUACCCGAGCGCUUCAUCGACAGUGACGGUCAAUAUAUGACAAUCCGUUCGCCGGCAUWCAUACCUUUCGGUGUGGGACGUCGUAARUGUUUGGGCGAAAAGUUGGCCAUCGCUGACCUGUUUCUUGUUUUGGUCCGAUUUUUACAAUCGACACAAAACUAUGACAUUGUUUUGGACAGUCAUAAUGGUUUAGAUGCCAAUCCCAAUAGUUCUUUCGAUGCGCUUAAUCCUAAUAAAUACAGUAUUAUAUUAAAGACUAAAUAG
Molecule: messenger RNA, 1176 nt
Organism: Oppia nitens
Lineage: Eukaryota; Metazoa; Arthropoda; Arachnida; Sarcoptiformes; Oppiidae
Product: steroid 17-alpha-hydroxylase/17,20 lyase-like
Exons: 4
Coding region: 559-1176 (205 amino acids)
Molecular function (GO): monooxygenase activity; oxidoreductase activity, acting on paired donors, with incorporation or reduction of molecular oxygen; heme binding
Source: RefSeq, a predicted model, not a curated record